This is a messenger RNA of Neocloeon triangulifer, 2600 nucleotides long. RefSeq names its product choline/ethanolaminephosphotransferase 1 (gene bbc). Gene Ontology annotation, molecular function: ethanolaminephosphotransferase activity; diacylglycerol cholinephosphotransferase activity. The transcript is spliced from 9 exons. Gene Ontology annotation, biological process: phosphatidylethanolamine biosynthetic process. The coding region runs from base 241 to 1464 and encodes 407 amino acids. Gene Ontology annotation, cellular component: endoplasmic reticulum membrane; Golgi apparatus. The record is from RefSeq and is a predicted model, not a curated record. NCBI's taxonomy places the organism in Eukaryota, Metazoa, Arthropoda, Insecta, Ephemeroptera, Baetidae.
UGGCAGUCUCACUUUUGGUCUCGCUUCAACAUCACGCCACUUUUGCCAACGUGUAGUUGCGGACAAAGGGGAAAAGGACCCUCGUUCAAGUGGAAGGGGAACGUACGUAAAAAUUUCAGUCAGUUCCGUAUUCGACCAGCCGAAAGUUGCGUGGUGCACAAACAGCCAGCGCAGCCGUGAGGUGCAGCCGCCAGUGCAGCGCAGGGGCCGAAAUCCAAGCCAGAGACUCGCUGGGGAAAAAUGUUUCGGCUCGAGGGCCAAAGGAUUUUGUCGCCGGCGCAGCUGAAACGGCUCUCGGAACACAAAUACAGCUGUGCCAGUGAGUCGCUGAUCGACCCUAUUCUGCAGCCCUACUGGAACAAACUGACCAGCUGCCUACCCUUGUGGCUGGCGCCUAACCUGAUCACCGUCGCAGGGUUGAUCGUCAACAUUCUCACCACACUGGUACUCGUGUGGUACUGUCCAGACGCCAAAGCGGAGCCACCUCGUUGGGGAUGCUUCUUGUGUGCCCUGGGCCUAUUCAUUUACCAAAGUCUGGACGCCGUCGAUGGCAAACAAGCAAGAAGAACAGGAAGUUCGAGUCCACUGGGCGAGUUGUUUGACCACGGCUGUGACUCAAUAUCAACUGUUUUUGUUGCUCUUUCUGCGUGCAUAGCUGUCCAGUUGGGGGAAAAGCCAGGAUGGAUGCUUUUCCAGUGCUUUACAGGGAUGACCAUGUUCUACUUUGCUCAUUGGCAAACCUACGUCUCAGGUACACUGAAAUUCACCAAAGUUGAUGUAACAGAGGCUCAGUGUUCAAUUAUGGGCAUUCACUUGAUAUCAGCCAUCUUUGGUUCAAGUAUAUGGACAACGAAGAUUCCAGUAGUUAAUUUGGAGAUUUUUUACCUAAUGAUCUUAUUCAGUCAGAUGUGUUGUGGUGCUGCAUUUAUUCAAGGAGUCUACAUAAUUCUCACCGGCGGUUGCGGCAGAAACGGCUCCACUGUUGCAGGCACCAGUGUUCUUUCUCCAGUCAUCCCAUUUGGACUUGUGGUGGUUCCAGCUGUUGUCAUUAGUGCCAUGAGUACACAGAAUGUGUACGAAGAAAAUCCGUGCUUGUACAUUCUCGCGUUUGGAAUGGUCAUUGCGAAAGUCACCAACAGACUUGUGGUCGCACAUAUGACUAAGAGUGAGAUGGAAUACUUGGAUUCAGUCCUCAUGGGCCCCUUGAUGCUCUUCCUCAACCAGUACUUCAAAUCUUUCCUGCCUGAGUACUAUGUACUCUGGGGUUGCAUGCUUUGGGCCACAUUUGACUUGCUGAGGUACUGUCGGCAAGUGUGUCUCGAGAUUUGCGACUACUUGCACAUAGAGUUGUUUCGCAUCAAGCCAACGCUUGUUGGUAAAGACGGUGAGAAAAAUGGUAUGGGAAUCAGGGGCCCUCAGGCCAGACCCCCUAUUGGCAGCAGGUCUGCCAGACAGCACCACUAACACCCGCUUCCCUGUACCAAUGACUUAAGUGUUGUUCGUGUAAUGCCAAAGGUUCUACUCUCCACACAAACACAUAAAACACCUCUAAUACAGCUGUACUACAUGUUAAUUUUUCUGGGUUGGCUCAACUUUUCAGCCUACUAUUUUUGUUAAUGUAUAUUUUUUUGUAGACAAAGAUUGAUUUUGCAAGUCAGACCUUAUUGAUAAUACAUUGGUAGAAAUUUUCUCUGAAAUCGGAAUGCCGUCGAUAGAAGAGUCGUUUUUAAAGCAUUUUUAGUUUUAGUCGUGAUCUGCGAUAGAUAUAUGCAGACUAUAUUUUAACCGUGCUAAAUGCAGGGAAGUGGAUUUAAUGGUAAAUAAUAUUCUGCGAAUAUCUAUGGGUUUGUAGUUAAAUUAACAAAGACGGCUAAGGCCAAGCUGGUUAUUGUCCGUGGUAUUUAACUAUUGUAAAAUGGGGCUCCUGCGGAUUUGAAUAAUUUUUGGAAUCAGGUCUGAAAUUAGCUUUGACAAGUUUGUAAAUUUUAUGUGAUACAUGUUUAAUGCAAAAUGAGUGUUUUCCAUACACUUUGGAGUGUUGAAUGGGCUUAUAGAAAGUUUCGCUUUUAAUUUUAACAAGACAAAAUGCAAAGACGUUCAAAGUGAUUUAUAUCAAUUUUCAAUUUGUCGGGAUAAUUGCACGACUAAGAAAUUCAGCAAUCCUGCUUGCAAUUGAGGCAGAAACUGAGCUUUUUGAUAUGAAAAUACACAACACACAAAUGAUAAAUAAUUAUGCUGUACUAGUGCCAGUUCUGUCGCUAUUGUGUUAUUUAAAGAAAUAGCUGUUCUCUGUCUGAUGCGUUUUUCGGAGCUGAUGUUAGUGUUUAGUUGUUAUUUAGUUAAUUUAACCAGAGAUGUAAUUGGAAACAAAGAAAUAAAUAAAAUUGGUUUUCUAUUGUAUACAAUAUUUCUCCAAAUUGUUGCUUACCUUGCUUUUAACCCGGUUUGGGUGGUGAGAGAUAUAUUUAUUCUGCUUUCUGUGCUUUUUAUGGUGCUUUGAGUUCUACCUGGGCUUCACAGACUAUCUCACUCGUCAAAAGAAAUAUUUAUAUAGCCAUAAGUAAAAUUUAUGGAGGCCACUGAAUUAUUUUAAUUCUUCU